Messenger RNA from Monopterus albus (swamp eel), 299 nucleotides. RefSeq names its product GTP-binding protein 2-like. Lineage: Eukaryota; Metazoa; Chordata; Actinopteri; Synbranchiformes; Synbranchidae. Gene Ontology annotation, biological process: translational elongation. The transcript is spliced from 3 exons. Gene Ontology annotation, molecular function: GTP binding; translation elongation factor activity. The record is from RefSeq and is a predicted model, not a curated record. The annotation marks the transcript as partial.
GUGGAUGAGAUUUACUCUGUUCCUGAUGUUGGCACUGUGGUGGGAGGGACUCUGUACAGCGGGGUGUGUAGGGAGGGCGAGCGACUGGUGGUCGGCCCGACUGACGAGGGCCGUUUCCUGCGCCUGAAGGUGGGCAGCAUCCAGAGGAACCGCUCGGCCUGCAGGGUGCUGAGAGCCGGGCAGGCUGCCACGCUGGCCGUGGGAAACUUUGACCGCUCGCUGCUGCGCAAGGGCAUGGUGAUGGUCAGCCCCAAGAUGAACCCGACCAUCUGCUGUCAGUUUGAAGCCGCCAUCGUCCU